Molecule: messenger RNA, 4740 nt
Organism: Tigriopus californicus
Lineage: Eukaryota; Metazoa; Arthropoda; Copepoda; Harpacticoida; Harpacticidae
Product: heterogeneous nuclear ribonucleoprotein U-like protein 1
Exons: 6
Coding region: 175-4581 (1468 amino acids)
Molecular function (GO): protein binding
Source: RefSeq, a predicted model, not a curated record
GCCUGCUGACCAUUCCACACUUUGAUAAAGAUAAGGAUACGUCAAGUUUCGGAGGCUCUUUUCCAGCAUAAGAACAAUUUGAGUUUAAACUCUUUGGCUGCCGAUUCGGCGGGUUUCUUCAUUUCGAUCACGUGCGCCAAGACUCUCCCAAGUAUACCACAGGUAGCUUAGAAGAUGUUUCGAGGAGGUCGCGGUGGGGAUCGAGGCUGGCGAGGAGGAGGAGGUGGUGGGCAACCCUUUAGAGGCGGCCCUCCUUUUAGAGGGGGGCGUGGAGGUGCAUUUGGGCCCAGGGGUGGUAAUUUUGGUCCAAGACCAGACUUUGGUCAUGGUCCUAGACCAGAUUUCGGACACCAAUCAGAUUUUGGUCUUCUGAACGAUUUUCGCUCCCGAGGCGAGAAUGGUCCCGGGCCAGGAUUUGGACCCAGGGGCGACUUCGGACCCCAGCCCGACUUUGGCCCACCAUCUCGAGGCUUUGGUCCCAACCCCGGUUUUAGAGGUCCCAGGCCCAAUGGGUUCAGACCCCAAGGCCGAGAGCACUCAAAUUGGGGAAAUAAUCCCCGUGGAGGAUUUCAAGGAGCUAGACCCGACCUUCAUCCAGGCAAUUAUCAAGACUUUCCUGGACACCCAGCAGACGACUACGUGGAACAAGAACCGAGCUUUCCACCACGAGGAGACUUCCACACCCAGCGAGGUCGAGGCCACCAUCCAGCUCCUUUCAGAGACAGAUUCGAGGCCGGUGCGGGGCCUAGUAGGAACAACAGGGAUUCCGAAUUUCCUCCUCAGAAUGUCCCGACUCGCAUUGAACCAGAACCGGUUAAGCCAUCUCGUUGGUCAAGAGCCACGGCUCCCGACUCUUCUUCCGUAUCUCUUCCCGGCCCCGCACCUGCGUCAUUUAUGACAAAACCAAGCAUUGAAAAACAACAACAACAGCAGCAACCACAACCACAACAAUCUCUGGAGGUUGCUCAUCCGAAUUAUGAGACAUUUCCGAGCACCUCAAAGGCGGUCGGUCCCGCUGCCAUUUUGCCUCAGGCAGAUUUACCGCGUCCUAUUCCUUCGCAAGAUUUGGUGGCCGAGGAAAGGAAACCCAGGCAACCGGCUUUGCCCAAUGAAGACGAGCCCAACUACGAUGACAGCCUCGUUAUUUUGGAUUGGUACAAUUCUGACCUGAAUUUAAUCAUCGAUAAAAAUGAUUAUUGCUCGGCUGUGGCCAUGUCCCAUGAAGGGUUUGGCUUGAUGUGGGCAGGUGCCCGAGCCACCUAUGGGGUGUGUCGUGGGCGUGCUUGCUUCGAAGUUCGCAUUGACGGAAAUUGUAACGCACAGCAUUUGGAAAAUGAACCCACUCCUCACGUUUUACGAGUAGGGUGGUCCAUCGACGAGGCUUCCAUGCAACUGGGGGAGGAUCCAUUCUCCUAUGGUUACGGAGGAACGGGCAAAAAAGCCGUUGGUUGUACCUUCACCAAUUAUGGUGUUCCCUUUGGCGUAGGAGACGUUGUUGCUUGUUAUGUGGACUUCAAUUGCGAGCCUGUUCAGAUUGGUUACACUCUAAAUGGUCGCAAUCUUGGUCCAGCUUUCCACGUCACUCAAUCGGACCUUCAAGGUCGAGCUCUGUUUCCGCACAUUCUGACCAAGAAUCAGAACUUCACUGUCAACUUUGGUCAACUCCCAGCUCCAAUGAGUGGCCUGUUGCCAGAUUAUCCACCGAUUGGACAACUGGAUGUGAGUGAAGGUCUUGUGAGAGGAGCUUUGGCACCUUCAUCAAGAUCGGAUUGUGAGGUUCUUCUCAUGAUUGGCUUACCGGGAGCAGGAAAGACGUUUUGGGCCACAGAGCACAGUAAAAGUAAUCCCAAGAAAAGAUAUCAAAUUUUGGGAACAAACAACCUUCUCGAACGCAUGAAGGUGCAAGGACUGCCACGCAAACGUAAUUAUCAUGGACGAUGGGAUGUUCUGAUUAGUAAAUGCACGCGAUGUUUUGACGAGCUCCUGAAAAUCGCCACUAGGAGGCGGAGGAACUACAUUUUGGAUCAGACCAACGUCUUUCCCACCGCAAGAAGUCGUAAAUUCAAAGAUUUCACCGGGUUCACACGGAAAGCCAUCGUAGUUGUCCCGGAAAAUGCGGAAUAUCUUCGGCGAGUCUCGGUUCGUGAAAUGGCAGAGGGGAAAGAAGUUCCGGACGAUGCUGUUCUGAGUAUGAAGGCGAAUUUUGUCCUACCCGAUCUUGAAGAGACCUACUUUGACGAGGUACUUUAUACUGAAAUGGAACCACAAGACGCUCAAAUCCUGGUAUAUCAGUACAAUGAAGAAGCCCGCCGACGUGGAGUUGAUAUGACUCAAUCAGUGAAAUGCUUUAUUCAAAGAAACAAAGACAAGCGCCAGACAAUAGGCAAAUUUGAGAUGAUUGGUCGGUCCAUUAAAAUCCCGAAGGAACAACACUCCAUCAUCAAACCAACCGGUAUUCCUGCCAAUGGCCCACCUGCCCCAGUUCUCAUCAACUCGUCUCCCAUGAAACAAUUAAAUUCCACUGCAAGAAGCCACGGUGGAGGAGAGGGAGAUCGACAAAAUAAUCAACCACCAACAAGGAAUAGACGAUCCAAAUCUCGAGAGAGGAAGCGGUCAAGAUCUCAUGAUAGAAGAAAUCGAAAACGAACUAGGAGCAGAAGUAAAAGUAGGGACCACAGAAGAGAAGAACCAACCCGUAGUCGGGACAGAAGUUCAAGAAGGAGAACGCGAAGUCCCGAGCAAUCCCGUCAUCCAUUCACUCCCAAGGGAAAUGCUGGUGUUCCAAGCCCUUGGGCGCAGAACCAGGCUGGUCCAAUGGGAAACCAAGAUUUUAAUCCAAUGAAUAUGAACUUCAACAACCCGCCUCAGGAAGGAAUUUUGGGAUCUAGACCUCAAGACCAACCGAAUGACCCAAGAGGAGCUUUUCAACCAGGGAACUUUGGUCCUAAUGAGCCGUCAGUAAGAUCUAUGAGUCAACAACGUCAGGGUCCAGACCAGUUCACCAAUCAACAAGGUGACCACCCACCAGGACCUUUUCAACAAUACGGUGGCCCGCAACAGAGUAGGUUCAGUCAGGAACGCCAACCACGAGAAAGGCAAGGAUAUGAACACUCAGGAGGGUUCAAUAUCAAUACGAAAGGACCAACUCAAGGGAACAUACGCAGAGAUCAGGAUUUUACAUCAGAUAACUACCAAAUCCAGCGCCCAUUUCAACAAGGCAACGCCAUGAUCGAAGAAGAGAGGGGCCGUGGUCCAGUUGGAAACCAUGACUCUCAAUAUCCGGACCGAUCGUCACAAUUUGACCCCAGGAACAAGAAUUCAGAUCCACGAAGUGGCCCUGUCAAUGCCACCGCGUUUCGUGGCGACCGUUUCGAUAGAAAUGGACCAGGAGCCUCCCGUUUUGGACCUCCGGUCUCAGAUACUAGGAAUUAUGACUUACCCUCGCACAGACACGGCUCAGAACCGCCUAGAUUCGGUGGACCUGGUCCAAAUGCAUUUGAAGCCGGGAAUGAGUCGUUCCAGGGUGGAUCACGACCACCAUGGAACAAAGACAAACCCAAUUUUGAAGAAUCAAGAGAUUUCAGAAGAUACGGAAAUCCACAGGAUCCCCGUGGCAGAGAAUUUGACAGAAGUCCUGGACCCUCUUCAAGACAGCCCCAAAACUCAAGAUGGGCGCAAGAUAAUUACGAUAAUGACCCUAAUUGGAACAAGAACAGAGGCCCAAACUCCCAAUAUCAGAACAGCGGUGUGGAUCAAGGACCAUUGUCUAGGCCCGAUCCCAGAUUUCAAGGCCAUGGCCAGAAGCCGUGGGACCGCGAACCCAAUUCUGAUUCCAAUAAUCGAGUGCCGCCGUGGCAACAGAGGCCCAACAACCAGAACCCCGAUUUUGCUCCUAAUGCAAGAGAGGUCCCACCCCAUAUUGCUCAAGGGCCAGGUCCUAGCCUGAAUGUAAACAGGUCUGUUGAUGAUCCACGUCGCAAUUGGAACCAAAGUUCCGAUGAUCCACAAUACAACCAAAGGAGACCAUUUGAAGGUCAAGGUCCGAAUUGGAAUUAUGGAUCAGGCCCCCGGCCUUUUGAGGAUCCCCGUAACAUUUCUGGUCGGAACAUGCCUAGACCAGAUCGCAAUCCUCAAAUGGAAAUUCAAGACCAAAGGUGGGGAAGUAAAUCGGAUAACUUCCAUGACCCUUCGUUCAAUGCAAGAAACGCUGACGUCAAUGCCCUUCCCUCUGAAUGGAACCGAGAUCAUGAUCCAGACCAAGGAACACCUUGGACCCAACGAAAUGACGGUAAGAACUGGAACGCCUCCAGAGAUCCAAACUGGAAUGGAAACAAUCAAGGGCCAAAUUGGAACCAAAGAGCUGGACCUAGCACUGGACCUGAACAUCCACAUUUCAAUGCAACCUCCAAUGUUCCCAACUCGCCGGCCAAGUCUGAUUCAGCUUCGUCUUCUCGAUCUAAUGAAGGUCAGGAAGGGGAGACGAGUUCUGGACCUGCUCCCGAUUACAAAGCCUUGUUGAACUAUUUACAGUUUUAUCAGAAGCAAAUGGGCGGGAAUUCAAAAGACGGUCCUCCUCAAUAAAGAAGGUCUGUUAAGUAAUGUUGUCUCUGUUCAAUGAGCCACAGCUUUGACGCCUUCUUGCUUCUUUUAAUGAGUGGUGGAGAUUAAGUGUUAAGAAUAACUGUCGUACGUUAUUAAAAGAUUGAAAUAAACCGUGACAUUUCGUUUUUUCCCCAAACA